AUGGAAUACUUGGGAAAUAUUUACGGAAAAACAAUAUCGUAUUAUAACAAUGGACUAUAUGGAGCUUCCUCAUCACCAACAAAUGUUUCUUCAACGGUUCCUCAAAUUUUGUCGAAAGACGUUUUAGAUUUAUAUUCGAAAGAAAUGGCUGAUAUUGCCAAAGAAUCAUAUCAGUUGGAUUUUAGUAGAACUCCUCUGAAUAAGAAUGUUGUGCUUUGUUUAGGAUCUCAAUCAUCAGGAAAGUCAUCACUAAUUAAUUAUUUAUUUUCAAGCCUUUCAAUCCGAGAAACCGGUGAAAAUGCUAUUGAUACACAGUUUACAAUCAUUGAAUGCGUGAGCGAGAAGGAGUUUGUGUCACUUGUGGGUAGCACUAGAUAUAACAAGCUGAUGAAUGAGCUAAAUAGAAAAACGAAACAUGAUCCAAAUUUUGAUCUUUAUGAAUGGAAAACAAAUCCAAUGGAGAGGCAGCACACUGACGACAGAGAAGAUCUUAUCUAUCAUGAGCUGUCUCACACAGACAAAAUGAACAGAUACAAACAAUUUUAUGAAUCUAACAUGAAAUCAGUUCUGAUCAAGCAUCAUGAAUUAGUGAAAGCAUUUAUUGUAAAUGCACAUUUCGUUGACGGAACUGAAUUGGAACAGCUUGAGUCAGAUAUUAGGAAAAAAAGCAAAUCGCGUGAAAAAUCAUCUGUUGAAGCCAAGCAGCAAAAAAAGAAAGAGCAAGAAAUCCACGAUUUUAUAGACAACUUGUAUUUUGAAGCGAAAAAGAAUACUCAAAAAGAUGAACCUGAAGAUUGGCAAGUAGUUGAUCCUAAAAUGUUUUCCACAAACCAGAACGAUGAAGAUAACUGGCUUGUAGAGAAUUUAAUUUUUAUUGAUACUCCUGGAUUCAACGGAUCUAUGAAUUGUGACAUUGAAAAGUUCCGUGCUAAUAUUGAAGUACUGGAAUUCUUUUACAAACAAUCAUCACUUGUUUUAUUUUUAUUAAGCCCUAACCAUCUAUUAAGUAUUGGAAAUUCUCUCUACAUGCUACAACUCACUAUUAUCGACCAUGAAACUCGAGAAAAACUGUACAAAAUUGUAUAUAAUCAACUUCAAUUGACUAGCUCGACACCGCAAGACGAGCAACCAAAUGUACAACAGUCAUCAUCAAGCGGAGGCGGUAUAGUUUCCGCAGUCGGUAAAACCAUUUUGGACACUUUAUUAAUGGGAUGUUACUCUGCUUUAGAGUCAAAUUUCAAAACUGCUCUGUCAAAUAUAUAUGGAGGAAGUUCAAAGUCUAAAGGUACUCAAGAUUUCUAUUUUGGCAGCUCCAUUUAUGAAAAAUUAUUUUUUGUGAUUAACAAAAUAGGCUGCUCGAUUGGAAGAAAUUUUAGAUUUUUACCUCUACCAACAGCCUCUCGAGUAAUAAGCAUUGCAUGUCCAAACGAAAUUAGAAAACAAGUAGCCUUUGCUUCAUACAUUAGAAGAAGAGAUGUAAACUUGAGUGGGACAAGUCUUGGAGAGUUAUCACAGCUUGAGAAAAUUAUCCGAGCUCUUAAAGAUGACAAGCAGGUACAAUUGAAUUACAUUAACCACAUUCAGUACAUUUUCGAGAAGAUUGAGCAAAAGCAUCAAUCGUUGGGCUAUUACAGCCAGUACAUGCUCGGUACUGCCUUUGAGAGAGCCAAAAGUAUUUGUAAUUUAUGUUAUCAACCAGUGCAAAACGGAGUUUAG
Molecule: messenger RNA, 1716 nt
Organism: Naegleria lovaniensis
Lineage: Eukaryota; Heterolobosea; Eutetramitea; Acrasida; Naegleriidae
Exons: 4
Coding region: 1-1716 (571 amino acids)
Source: RefSeq, a predicted model, not a curated record